UCACAUGGAACCCAAUUCAUGUAUGAUUUACGUACUUUUCUGUCGUAUCCAAAUGAAACGGGUCCUUUAUUUCCGAAAAUCUUACUUGGGAAUGAAAUUGAGUCUCCAGGAUCAGCUGUGGCCGGCGUCUUGUUCUAAUAAACAAGUAAUGAACCUUAGAAACAGAUGAAGAAUGGAGGGAAUCCUAUUCAAGUGGACAAAUUACAUAAGUGGUUGGCAGCCUCGCUGGUUUGUACUGGAAGGAGGGACUUUGUCCUACUAUGACUCGCAAGAAGAUUCCUGGAAAGGAUGCAAGGGAAGCAUCAAAAUCUCAGUGUGUGAAAUACAAGUCCACUCCUCUGACUUCACACGGGUUGACCUGACCAUCCCUGGAGAACAGUACUUCUACCUCAGAGCCAUCAACGCAGCGGAGAGGCAGAAAUGGCUGGUCGCAUUGGGAUCUGCAAAGGCCUGCCUCACAGACAACCGAACCAAGAGAGAGAAAGAGCACCAGGAGAACACAGAGGCUCUUAAGACCAAGAUGUCAGAGUUGAGGCUGUACUGUGACCUUCUCCUCCAGCAAGUUAACCAGAUCAAGGACCGUGAGGAGACUGAGGAGGCUGGGGAGAACCCUGGCACCAUGGUGAAAUCUACAUGCACCACCUUCAUCAAGACGUUGGAGGAGUGCAUGCUGAUCGCCAACCGCACCUUCAGCUCAGACCAGGCCACAAAGACCCCACCCGGGUCACCUCCCGUGGCAACCAUCAAACCCCAGAAGGUCAAACCUGUCAAUCAAUCAAAUCUGGAAAAACACAGGGAGUGUAAAGAAAUCUCAGGAGGAUCUGUAACGAAUGACAACCAGAGCCUUGACUCUGGAGCAGAGGGACCAGACCAACGAGACGGACCAGACACGCUCCCUGAGAGAACCACCCAAACACCCCCAACAGAAAAUAGCCCAGUCGACGGGGACCCCCAGGGCCCAGAGGAGUCUGCAGUGGAAGAGGAGGCCACUACCCAAACCACCCACACAAACCCUGACCCAGAACACACCGACCAACCAGCACAGCAGGAAGAGGAGGAGGAGGAGGAGGAAUUCAAAGAGGUGGAGCAGGAAAUGAGCAACGCCCAAGAAGAAGAGAAACAGGAAGCUGUCACUGACCAAGAGGAAGCCAAGCUGGAGGAGGAGCAGCCUGCCCAGCCACAGGGAGAAGAGGAGGAGACGGAGCAGGUGGACACAUUCUUCAGUACGAUGAGUCACAGAUUUAGUGAUAUAAGACUGGACGGUGACAGUGGUAUUCCUACACAAGCCUUUUUGGACUCAUGCUAUGCAAUAGUGCCUGUAUUAGACAAACUAGGAUCCACAGUAUUUGGUCCAGUAAAAAUGGAUUUUACAGGCAACAUCAAGAAGAUCCACCAGAAGCUGUCGUCGGACCCGGACAGCUUCCCCACUCUGCAGACCAUAGUGCUCCACGAGGUGCAGACCGGCGUGGCCCGCGUCCGCAACUCAGCCACCGAGGCCCUGCUGUGGCUCAAACGAGGACUCAAGUUCCUCAAGGAGUUCCUGUCCCUGGUCAACUCUGGGGAAAGGGAUAUCCCCGGAGCGCUGGGUAACGCUUAUGGACGGAGUCUGCGGCAGUAUCAUGGAUGGGUUGUGCGAGGGGUCUUUGCUCUGGCCCUCCGAGCAGCGCCAUCAUACAGCAGCUUCGCGGCGGCUCUGGUGUCUAGAGAGGGGGAGGAACUGAAAGAAGGAUUCAACACAGGCAUGCACCGGGACCUGGGGGUCUACCUGCCUGCCAUGGAGAAACAACUGGCCAUCCUGGAUGCCUUGUAUGAAGAAUACAACCUGGAGUCAGAUGAGGUGGUCUGAGAGGAGGAGACGAGAUCCCAACUGGUGGCCUGGGAGGAGGAGACGAGAUCCCAACUGGUGGCCUGGGAGGAGGAGACGAGAUCCCAACUGGUGGCCUGAGAGGAGGAGGCGACGAGAUCCCAACUGGUGGUCUGAGAGGAGGAGGCGACGAGAUCCCAACUGGUGGUCUGAGAGGAGGAGACGACGAGAUCCCAACUGGUGGCCUGGGAGGAGGAGACGAGAUCCCAACUGGUGGCCUGGGAGGAGGCGACGAGAUCCCAACUGGUGGCCUGGGAGGAGGAGACGAGAUCCCAACUGGUGGCCUGGGAGGGACACUACCAGAGGAGGAAGAGAGCCCUCAGACUCAGACCAUCUGGGAUACACUGACGAAGGAGGAGGAGGAAGUGGAGGAGGUAGAAGAGGAGAGCCCGGUCUGAGCCGCCGCAGCAGAGCGGUGGCUCUGGUGUACUUGAUGUAGUGUACAGUACUUUAGACUCCGGCUCUUUUCCCUCCUGUGACUUUCAUUAUGAACAGCUGCACCAUUGGUGGCUGAGAUUGCACAAAUAUGGACUUUUACUUUAAAUUGAGGCUGAUAUUGUUAUUGACAGCAUUAUUUGACAGCCUACAUAGGCUACAUGUAAUGAACUGCAUACAACACUGAAGAGUAUAAUGUAGCGGUGUUUGUAUUGAUCCCUGCUGAACUCCUACACCAAUAUACUGUAUCUACAUGGAUGACCUGCGUACCACCACCAACCCACCUCCCCCCUCCCUCCAGAAGCCACCUCCCCCUCCCUCCAGAAGCCACCUCCCCCUCCCUCCAGAAGCCGCCACCUCCCCCUCCCUCCAGAAGCCACCUCCCCCUCCCUCCAGAAGCCACCUCCUCCCUCCCUCCCUCCCUCCAGAAGCCACCUCCUCCCUCCCUCCCUCCAGAAGCCACCUCCUCCCUCCCUCCCUCCAGAAGCCACCUCCCCCCUCCCUCCAGAAGCCGCCUCCCCCCUCCCUCCAGAAGCCGCCUCCCCCCUCCCUCCAGAAGCCGCCUCCCCCCAGAAGCCGCCUCCCUCCAGAAGCCUCCUCCCUCCUCCCUCCAGAAGCCGCCUCCCUCCUCCCUCCAGAAGCCGCCUCCCUCCUCCCUCCAGAAGCCGCCUCCCUCCUCCCUCCAGAAGCCGCCUCCCUCCUCCCUCCAGAAGCCGCCUCCCUCCUCCCUCCAGAAGCCGCCUCCUCCUUCCCUCCCUCCAGAACCAUUCUCAUUCUCUCACAUUGUCUCAUCUACAAAUGUAUUGUUUACCAAGUGACAUUAACAUGAACUAUUAUUUUCCUCAUUAUCGUGAUCAUUUAAAUGUCAUCUUUAUGAGUAACUUAUGGAAUAAACCAUGUUCUAUAUGGAUGGAAAUGUCUAUGUUUUAAUGUAUAGGGUUUGACUGAGGUGCCAACUGAAGUGGAAUAUAUAGCAAGGCCUUGAUUCAAAAUGUAUUAACAAUCAUGAUGGAUAGAUUGUUAUUGUCUUCUAUUAGCUGACUUUCCUCUCCGUGACUGAUGUGGGGUAAGAAUAAUACAACGGUGAUCAUCGUAGAGGCAGUCCAACUUUGGCCUCUUAGUUCUGGACAUGAAUUCAGUCUUGUUAUAGAUGCACUGAACCAUUUGGACAAAGCAGGAGUAUCUGACCGAUGUGCAAUAGGCUGAUUCCUUGUUGUGAAUUAUUUCUAGUGUUUCUAUUUCUAAUGUUUUUGUAUCUCACAAUUUCAGAACACAUUUUAUACGAAUGUACAUAAGAUGGCAUUUUUACAUAUGUAUUAAACUUGAUGAAAUCAUGAAUGGCUACGUUUUGGUCAUUUGGAUGGUAUUUCUACAUAUGUAUUAAACUUGAUGAAAUCAUGAA
Molecule: messenger RNA, 3701 nt
Organism: Oncorhynchus masou masou (cherry salmon)
Lineage: Eukaryota; Metazoa; Chordata; Actinopteri; Salmoniformes; Salmonidae
Product: pleckstrin homology domain-containing family A member 8-like
Exons: 13
Coding region: 173-1846 (557 amino acids)
Biological process (GO): intermembrane lipid transfer; ER to Golgi ceramide transport
Cellular component (GO): cytoplasm
Molecular function (GO): lipid transfer activity
Source: RefSeq, a predicted model, not a curated record